This is a messenger RNA of Ascochyta rabiei, 2172 nucleotides long. RefSeq names its product OPT super. Gene Ontology annotation, molecular function: oligopeptide transmembrane transporter activity. Bases 1 to 2172 code for a protein of 723 amino acids. Gene Ontology annotation, cellular component: fungal-type vacuole membrane. NCBI's taxonomy places the organism in Eukaryota, Fungi, Ascomycota, Dothideomycetes, Pleosporales, Didymellaceae. The record is from RefSeq and is a predicted model, not a curated record. The transcript is spliced from 2 exons.
AUGGCACCAGACCGAGGAUCAUCACCACGGCCAUCGACGGAUGAGUACGAAAGAGCGGACGAUGCUGGGGACGAUGCGCCAAUCCAUGCUGGAGACCGUGACUAUCUGGCGGAGCAAGCUGCACAGCCGCAGAACUUCACGCCGCGAGGCGUUCUGGUGGGCCUCGGUAUUGGCGUCGUGAUAUGUUUUUCGAACAUGUAUUUCGGCCUGCAGACUGGAUGGGUAUCUGGCAUGGCUAUGCCCUCUGCUCUGAUUGGGUUUGCAUACUUUAAAGUUGUUGCACGCACGCUGAAGCUCCCCUUCACUCCCGUGGAGAAUGUACUCGUUCAAUCAGUCGCUGGAUCUGUUGGCACGAUGCCUUUGGGAUGUGGAUUUGUAGGCGUUAUUCCAGCGUUGAACUUUCUGCUAAAACCGGAGGAAGGUGGUCCCUUGGAUAUCAGUCUUUGGAAGCUGAUCGUAUGGUCAGUGGGUAUCUGCUUCUUUGGCGUAGUGUUCGCUGUGCCGUUGAGGAGGGAGAUGAUCAUCAGGGAGAAGCUGAAAUUCCCAAGUGGGACCGCUACCGCUCUGUUGAUCAAGGUGCUACACGGCGAGAAAGAGUCAGGCCCUACUAUCCCACACACCAGGCAGGGCGGGAACGAAGCAGGCGAUGAAUCAAGAGGACUAUUGCAAGAUGAGCGCGUCGAAGCAAGAGGCCAGGAACAAGACGACGACGACGAUGACGGAGACUGGAAAGCGAAGAUCCGACUCCUCGUCAUCGCCUUUGCGGGCUCUGCUCUCUACACGGUUGCAUCCUACUUUGUUCCCCAACUUCACGACAUCCCAAUCUUUGGCCUCCCUCUCGCAACCAAAUGGCUAUGGACCCUGAACCCAUCCCCUGCCUACGUCGGUCAAGGUAUCAUCAUGGGCCCCGCAACAACACUGCACAUGCUUCUCGGCGCCAUCAUAGGCUGGGGUUUACUAUCGCCUUUGGCAAAGCACAAAGGCUGGGCACCAGGUCCGGUAUCAGACUGGACCAAUGGCUCCAAGGGCUGGAUAGUAUGGAUAUCCCUCGCCAUCAUGCUUGCAGAUUCCCUUGUCAGUCUUGGUUGGCUCGUGAUCCGCCCCGUUAUCGCAAUCACACGCCUCUACUACCCGGUCGCAAAGGAGACAUUCCAAUCACAUACUUGGCGCGAGCUUCUAACCUUCAACAUCUCUUCUAGCCCAGGAUACACCUCCCUCUCGGAUGGCAGCACGUCCGCUAGCCCCAUUGCCGCCAUCAAAAAGCACCUCGACUCCUCCUCCGAGCCGGACGCACCACCCGAACAUCUCAUCUCCACCCGUACGACGCUCAUCGGCCUUGUCGCCUCCCUCGUCCUCUGCGUAGUCGCCGUCCACGUCUCCUUUCCCGGUCUUAUCCCCUUCCGCCUAACCCUCCUUUCUCUCGUCCUCGCGCUCCUACUGAGCAUCAUGGGUGUCCGCGCGUUAGGCGAAACCGACCUGAACCCUGUGUCUGGCAUCUCGAAGCUGACACAGCUCGUAUUCGCACUCGUCACACCGACGACUGGCCCUGGUGCGAAGAACGCCGUCAUCAUCAACCUCGUUGCCGGCGCCAUCAGUGAAAGCGCGGCACUACAAGCCGGCGACUUGUUGCAGGAUCUCAAGUGUGGACAUCUCAUUGGCGCAGCGCCGAGUGCGCAAUUCUGGGGUCAGAUGAUUGGGAGUGGCGUCGGUGCUGUGCUGUCUGCGGUUGUCUACAAACUGUAUACGAAGGUGUACACGAUUCCCGGUGGACUGUUCGAAGUGCCGACGGGGUACGUGUGGGUGUUUACGGCAAGGCUCGUCACAGGCAAGGGACUGCCGCCCAUGGUAGGGGAGUGGGCUAGUGGAGCUGCGGUGAUCUUUGCGAUAGGCACAAUGAUUAGAGUGUGGGGAACGAACAGGAAGCAGAGAGGGCUAAGUGGGUGGUGGAUCGAUUUUGUGCCGGGCGGAAUCGCUGUCGCUGUUGGCAUGUACAACACGCCCUCAUUCACCCUGGCACGCACUGUUGGCGGUCUUAUCAGUCUGUGGUGGAGGCGAUGGAAAGGCAACAGUGAGACGCCCAUCAUCGUGUUAGCCAGUGGCUUGAUCUUGGGAGAAGGGCUGUUCAGCAUCGUGAAUCUGUUGUUGGCAAGCUUGGAUGUACCCCACCUGUGA